This is a messenger RNA of Aedes albopictus (Asian tiger mosquito), 3123 nucleotides long. RefSeq names its product neutral ceramidase. Lineage: Eukaryota; Metazoa; Arthropoda; Insecta; Diptera; Culicidae. Gene Ontology annotation, cellular component: extracellular region. Gene Ontology annotation, biological process: ceramide catabolic process; long-chain fatty acid biosynthetic process; sphingosine biosynthetic process. The record is from RefSeq and is a predicted model, not a curated record. Gene Ontology annotation, molecular function: N-acylsphingosine amidohydrolase activity. The transcript has 4 exons. The coding region runs from base 934 to 3045 and encodes 703 amino acids.
CAAACUUUCAAUCUGCAAAACGUAAAUAGUGGGUCAAGCUCAGUCACUGAUAAGACGAAAAAGACGCACUAAACAGGAAAUAAACAGCUGAAAGACAAGUGUUUGUGUAUUUUUUAGUAGGGCAGUAAGCACUAAAUAUGUAGACGGCGAUCAGAAGAAAGCGUAGAAUAGAAAUCAAGUAAACAAGAGUUAGAAAGGCGAACAAUACUAAAAGAAGGUGAAUUAUUUGACCGAUAGCUCAAGGACGGGUUAAUUGAACGGUAGGUUAAUGGUCCGAUGACCUUGUCCAGCAAUGUCAAUGCUGCAGCAGUAACCAACAGUAGCCCAAUGGUUUCGGUGGUAUCUUUCGCGCAUCUUAUCACCAUCGCUACACGUUUCGCUGUGCACAGCCUCGACGCGGCGCGUCCGUCGUCACACUUUUUGUGCUAUGUUUGGCGAUAAACAAGUUUUCAUCCAAAAGCACCGCUACGAUAAGCUAAAUCUGAAGCACACACAAAGAACGCGAUGAUGGAUUUGAAGAAGAACUUGGAAAACCAGGAAGGGAACCGCGUGCGGCAGAGGAGCGUCGACGUCGACAGGCGUUCAUUUCAGUAUAGCUGAGCAGCUCGACGGGUCCGGACGCGACAAGUGAUUUUAUCGGAGGAAAGUUAGUGUUUGCGCGAAGAAAGCCGUCAGUGCUGAGUCAAAGCGUCUGGAGACAAAACAAAGAAAAAGUGUGAACUCAACUCAAGGGUGUAUAAUUGUACCCUGCAUCUAUAUAGUGAAGGGUCGGUUGGGGAGAGUGCAGUGCAUAAUUAUUUGAAGUAGUUGGAAUCGCAGACGAUCGGGCGUUGCGUGCAGUGCAAUCACGCUGGAAAUCUAAAACUCCGAGCACGCUUGAAUGUUUGGAAGCGUACGCGUACGGUUAGUUCAACGAGCAACUCAUAUCAGCAGAUGACGCAGUUGGAGAAACUACGCCUGCCACUAGUGGUGGCAGGAUUGUUUGUGUUCUCAAACCUGUUGAUCACUGGCGUCUCGCCGUACCGGGUUGGAGUGGGGCGAGCGGACUGUACUGGACCCCCAGUCGAGAUUGGAUUUAUGGGCUACGCCGAGUUUUCUCAGCGGGGUCAUGGUAUCCACUUGCGACAAUUUUCCAGAGCUUUCAUUUUCGAGGAUGAGCUGGGCGAAAGGAUUGUAUUCGUUAGCGCAGAUGCCGGCAUGAUGGGACACGCCGUCAAGCGGGACGUGAUCGAUCUGUUGCAGAAGAAGUACGGUGAUCUGUACCGGUUCGAGAACGUGGUUCUCAGUGGAACGCACAGCCACAGUGUGCCUUCGGGAUUCUUGAUGUCGUUCCUCUACGACAUUGCCUCGCUGGGGUUCGUUCCGCAAAAUUUCAACGCACUAGUGGAGGGCAUUACGCUGAGUAUUGUAAGAGCGCACGAGAGCAUGCAAGAAGGACGAGUUUACGUUUCGGAAACGGAGGUUGCCGAUGCAAGUAUCAACCGCAGUCCAAGCGCUUACGAAAACAAUCCUAAAGAUGAACGAAUGCUCUACAAAGAUUACACUGAUAAGAAACUUGUACAAGUGAAAGUAGUUGAUAGCGAGGGAAAGCCAUUAGGUGCAAUCAACUGGUUCGCCGUUCAUCCGACCUCGAUGAAUAAAACCAACUGCUUCGUAUCGAGUGAUAACGUUGGAUACGCGUCAAUUCUGCUGGAACAAGAAAUGAACCCGGACAGUCUACCAGGGCAAGGGAAAUUCGUGGGGGCAAUGGCUGCGUCCAACUUGGGUGACGUUUCACCGAACGUCAUGGGACCCAAGUGUGAGAAAACGGGUCUUCCGUGCGAUUUGCUAACGUCUUCCUGUCCUAGCGGUACAGGAUCGUGCAUAGCUUCCGGUCCGGGGAAGGACAUGUUCGACAGCACCCGAAUGAUAGCCAAACGGAUUUACACUGCGGCGUCGAAACUACUUCGCACGAAGAAAUCCCGCGAAAUCCGGGGUCCCAUAGCAUUUGCCCACAAAUUUAUCGACAUGACGGCGGCCACGGUACCGUACUACAACCGUACUAGCGAACGCAACGAGGAAGUGCACGGCUGCUAUCCCGCCAUGGGAUACAGUUUUGCGGCCGGAACCACUGACGGACCGGGGGCUUUCGAUUUCCGGCAGGCAAUGCUCACGGACACCACCUUCUGGAAUACGGCUAGAGAUUUGAUUGCUGUGCCUACAUCGGACGAUAAGAGCUGUCAUGCUCCCAAGCCUAUUUUGGUUGCUAGUGGUCGUACGACUUUUUCGUAUGAAACGCAACCGAAAAUUGUUCCGGUGCAGAUUCUGCUACUGGGAGACUUCGCUGUAGCUGCUGUUCCGGCUGAGUUCACAACCAUGUCUGGUAGACGACUGAGAAAGACAAUUGAAGAAGCCUCUCUGGAAGCUGGAGGGAAAAAGGUUAAGGUUGUGGUGGCAGGAUUAUCAAACAUGUACACGAGCUACGUUGCAACCCCAGAGGAAUACGCCAUUCAGCGGUACGAAGGAGCAUCGACAUUGUAUGGUCCACAUACUCUAACAAUUUAUUUGCAUCAUUUUAAUGCACUUAUGAAAGCCAUAGUUAACGGAGAAUCUGUUGAGGAAGGGCCUUCGCCACCGUUCGAAGACUACAAACAGAUAACGCUCUCUACAGGGGUUGUAUACGACGGGCAUCCGUUUAGAAUGUACUUUGGAGACGUGCAAGAACAGCCCAAUGAGAGUUACACACGAGGAGAAACAGUGCGAGCCUCGUUUGUGGCGGGUAAUCCUCGAAACAAUUUAAUGCACGAAAAGACUUAUUUCACGGUCGAGAAACAGAUGGGCGAGGAUCAGUGGAAAGUGAUAGCUACGGAUGCCAGUUGGGAGACCAAGUUCAAAUGGAUCCGAAAGUCCACAUUGUUUGCCUACAGUGAUAUCGAGUUCGAGUGGCAAACGGGACCGGAAACAGACGGAGGGGUUUACAGAAUACAACAUUUUGGAUACUGGAGAUACAUUCUGGGCGGGACCUACCCUUACAAUGGUACUACUAGAAAUUUUAGCAUUUUAUAGAUAGGAGAUUAAUAUACAACAAUUGUAUCGAAAUUGUGAUAGAAACGAAGUAACAAGAACUAGUCAAAUUAAUAUGAG